Aspergillus affinis is the source of this 2775-nucleotide messenger RNA. Its product is annotated as putative Ras guanyl-nucleotide exchange factor RasGEF. Gene Ontology annotation, molecular function: guanyl-nucleotide exchange factor activity. Gene Ontology annotation, cellular component: plasma membrane. NCBI's taxonomy places the organism in Eukaryota, Fungi, Ascomycota, Eurotiomycetes, Eurotiales, Aspergillaceae. The coding region runs from base 1 to 2775 and encodes 924 amino acids. The record is from RefSeq and is a predicted model, not a curated record. Gene Ontology annotation, biological process: positive regulation of GTPase activity; Ras protein signal transduction. The transcript is spliced from 6 exons.
AUGACCUCUCAAACCCCUAGACGAGAACGAGCUUCUAGCGACAGAGCUCAAGCCCAGCCCGUGCCGUCCGUCCCCCAACGACCGGGUCUGCAGAGCCGAACCAUCUCCGCUCCCGUCGGCGGCCUCUACAAACUGAAUACGUCCAACAUCACCGGGAUGGAUAACGGUCAUAAAGUGGAUCGCGCGGUCAUAGAAGAAGAUGAAUUCCUGUCCUCACCGGGUAGAAACGGGGUUUCGUCCCCUCGGGCAGGCGAUGAGCCGCUCCAGAAACCGAACUUCCCCCACGUUACCAUUGCCGUUGUCGGUCGAGAUCAUGUCGGCAAGACCACCUUCAUACAAAGCGCCCUUGACAUGAAACACCCCCUGUCUUCCCGAGCCACCACAAAGAAGAUGUCUCUGGAUGGAACGGUCUACCUGGUCCGCCUGCUAGAAGUGGACGUGAAAGAGGUCUUGGUUGCUAAUAAUGGCACCGUGAGCUGGCCGCGAUUGGGCAAUGAAUCGGCAUCGGCUCCCACCAUUGACGGAGCUCUGGUGAUCCACGACGUCACCCAACCCGCCAGUCUCCCCGAUCUGACCGGACUCUUAGAUGCCUUAACGGCGUUGUCAUUCCCGUUUGUGUUGGUCGCCAGUAAAUGCGACAUCCGCAAUUCCGAUGGACCAUUCGAGCCCGUACUAGAUAACUACGAGAUCCACCGGACAUCACCCGAAUCGCCGCGAUCACAAAAGAUGUGCAUCGCAUUGGUCUUACGGUCCGUGAUUGGCAAUAAAUAUGACCUGAUCGACUAUUCCUCCAAUCCUUUGCAGGACUGGCAUCACUCUCGCGCCAAUUCGGAGACCCCAACGUCCGUGUUCGCUGGAGCCGCGGGCGGCCCGAUUAUUAGUCCCUUCGGUUUAGGAGUCGAUGGGUACGGCGUCGACCGUCAGCCCACCGACCAGACGACCUCUCCAAAUCUGGCUUCCAAUGCUCAACCCUCCCGAUAUGCCCGGAGCAAUUCAUAUCCGGUGCGACCGCAAACUCCUCCCUGUGGCUCUCGGCUGAAUUCGCGUCGACCGUCGGCCGCGGAAGACUCCUCGCCCAGCAAGGAUCGCAAUCGCCAGCAUCGCAUGCACACUGCCUGGCGGAACAGCGCCGGGUCGGAUGCGUUUAACGGUUUUCUAGACAUGGAGGAAGAUGAGAUGGAGGGACGCCGCAGCGCGCCCUCCAGCCCGGGGAGCAAAGAGAAACCCCCCGGCAGCGAGGGCUCCUCGUCGAACGAUGCCGGCUUUACGUUUGACGAACUCGUGGAUCGACUAGUCGCUCAACCCUUAUCAAAACAAGAUUCUAAAUUCGCCUCGACCUUCCUCUGCCUCUACCGCAAAUUCGCCGCGCCAUCCACCUUGCUGAACGCGCUGAUCAAUCGAUUCGAACGAAACGAGAAACAUAUCGCCGACCAACUGACCCGCAUUGCCGAUCAGUUGCGGCUCUUGAACAUCAUGUACGUGUGGGUAUCGGAAUACCCGGGAGACCUGGUCUAUCCUAAGACUAGGAAGCGCAUCACAGAUUUCGUUGCGACGCUGGAGAAGAGUCACUUCUACAUGUUUGCCGCCAAGGAGGUCGGCUCGUCGCUCGAAGUCAAUGCAGAGGAUGAUGACGUGGGAUGGUCUUUCCGGGACGGCGACGUCGAGGGAUUUGACGGGCAAGACACCUUCCCCGAUCAUUCCGGUCGCAGCUCCCCGUCCAUGUUCCUCGGUGGCGCAUGGAACAAUGGCGAUGACACCCACGACGAAGAAGAACAGGAAGAGGAGGAGGAUCCUAUCUACAACAUGAGUGCGUUGGACCUCAGUGAGGGCGCACCAGACCCCUCUUCCAGGCUGACCGGGACCCUGUCGAGCCCAGUGGGCGAUAAACCCGGCACCAUCCCCAGCCAGUCGUUUACCUUCUUAAACCUGGAAUCUGCGCAACGAGAAGCGCAGAACUUGGAACUCACCUCCCGCCUUCCCAUGACCAAAGUGCAAUGGCGACAGAUCAUGGAGGUCCCCGACGAGGACUUUGCGCGCGAGCUGACCCGGAUCGACUGGAUUAUGUUCAAUUCCUUCCGACCGCGGGAUCUCGUGCGGCACGUCAGCAUAUCAGGACCGGACAAGGAUAAGAUCCAGAGCCUGAAGCACGUCAAUCGCAUGAUCAAACAAUUCAAUCAUCUGGCCUUUUUUGUCGCCAGUUUUAUCCUUUUCCGAGAUAAGCCGAAGCACCGGGCUAAGGCAAUGGAGAAAUUCAUGAACAUCGCCCUGAAACUCCGCCGCCUAAACAACUACAACUCCCUCGGGGCCGUGAUCGCCGGAAUCAACGGCACACCGGUCCACCGACUCGGACAAACGCGCGAACUCGUGCCCGUCCAAACCCAGAAAGAUUUCAUGAGGCUGGUCAUCCUCAUGGGAACCCAGAAAAGCCACUUCGCGUAUCGACUGGCCUGGGACAAUUCGUUCUCCGAACGCAUCCCCUUCUUGCCGCUUCACCGUCGCGAUCUCGUCUCCGCCGAAGAGGGCAAUAAGACCUUCGUCGGCGAUAGCAAAACGCGCAUCAACUGGAGCAAAUUCGAGGUCAUGGGCGAAGUGGUCCUGGGGAUCCAGCGGAGUCAGAAAACUCCGUAUGCACAUAUGCAUCGGUAUGAGGAGGCGGCUCGCUUGAUUCUCGAAACGAGAUUAUCGGGCGAUGAUGAGGACUUAUACGCCCGCAGCACGCACGUCGAGCCGUCUGCUGGAGGCGAACGACGAAAGUUCGGCUGGUUACGGUCAUAG